Cotesia glomerata is the source of this 1739-nucleotide messenger RNA. RefSeq names its product venom metalloproteinase 3-like. The record is from RefSeq and is a predicted model, not a curated record. NCBI's taxonomy places the organism in Eukaryota, Metazoa, Arthropoda, Insecta, Hymenoptera, Braconidae. Gene Ontology annotation, molecular function: metalloendopeptidase activity. The transcript is spliced from 13 exons. The coding region runs from base 45 to 1715 and encodes 556 amino acids. Gene Ontology annotation, biological process: proteolysis.
GUAAUUGAUUUUUACUCGGAUCAAUAACUUUAUUUUUAUUCGCAAUGAUCCGAAAAAUCGGUUUAUUAAUUUUUGCAAUGAUUUCUUCAUCGUGCAGUGAAAUGAUUCAUCAUCAAUUUACUAACGAUGAACUUCGAUCUAUUUUUCAAUCGUCGAGAGAAACAGUACCUUACUAUGAAAUAGUACCAGUAGCACACAAUUUUCACGUCCGAAACUUCAACAAAGACCCAACAGUAAAAAUCAACUCUUUUGGCCAAAAUUUAGAAAUGUACUUAAGCCCAUCCGAUGCAUUUUUGGUUAGUGAAAACACUCCUGUUUGGACGGCUCAACCCGACACAGAUUCAUUAAACGAUGUUAAAUAUCGCAAAGUUAAAGAUCCCUUCAAUGAUGUCGGUCGAGCGUAUCAAGACGCCCAGACCAACUCGGCAGUCGUUAUUUACAGGUCUAAAAGAAAUAGUCUAAAAUUGUUCGGAAAAAUUCACAACGACUUUAUAAUACGUCCUUUGCCUCGACGUUUUUUGAACAGAUUUUUCCGAGUAAAGAGAAGUGUCGGAAAUGAAACUGAGAACAGCGAAUUUGUAGAUACGCAUCAUCAUAUCAUUUACAAACGCUCUGAAAUGAGCAGUGCUGAAUUGAAAAAUGGAAUUAGAUUUGUCGAAAGAGCACGAAAAUCUCAUCUCAGUAGAAACAAACGCAGUUUACCAGAUGUUAUUUUUCCGCAAGUGUUGGCCAUCUUAGACAACACAUUAUACCAAAUUUUGAAUAAAGAUUACAAAACAGCAAUUUUAUAUUUACUUUCAUUUUGGAACGCUGUUGACUUGAGAUACCGAACUAUAAGCGACCCGAAAGUCCGAUUGAAUAUCGCAGGUUUUAUUAUUUCAGUGUCAGAAGGAGGAACUCCGUACCUAGAAAAUAAUCGCCGCGGAAAUAUAGAACUUGACGCGGAUUUGGCAUUAACAGACAUGAGUACAUAUUUUUAUAGAGAAACGAGAUUUCCAUUUGAGACUUAUGACAUGGCUGUCGCUCUUACCAACUACGAUAUGUGUAACGUAGAAUACGGCUACUGCGACACUUCAACGUUAGGGUAUGCAUUCGAAAUGGGAGCCUGUAACAGAAGUUCAGUCGACCGAAAUACCGAAGCCGUAGGAAUUGUGGAAGAUAAUGGUGGAUUCAGCGCGAUUCUUCCAGCUGCUCAUGAAGUUGGUCACUUAGUGGGUGUUCCUCACGACGGUACUGAAGAAGCAUCAGAUUGUUCGGGCUUUGACGGCUACAUUAUGACCCCCACGGUUACUUUUGGCCGCAACAGCUUCCACUGGUCUAAGUGCAGUAAAAGACUGAUGGAAGAAUUCUUCGCGAUGAGCGAUGCAUCUUGUCUUUUUGACCAGCCAAGAAAAAGCCAACAAAUACCGCUCAUGCUUCCAGGAAAAAUUCAAACUCUCGAUCAACAAUGUCAAAAAGUUUAUGGAACUAAGGCUUGUUAUCAUGAUGAAAGAGUUUGUUCGAAAUUAGACUGUGAAAUCCCGAGGGGUGGAGGGUCAUGUAAGUCAAUAUCUUCUGCUGCUGAAGGGUCUAAAUGUGGCGAAGGAAUGUUUUGCAUACGAGGAAAUUGCAUCGCUGAAAAUUCAACGACUGUUCCAAACUGGGAAGAAGCAAAACCCGAGACAAAUCCGUUUUGGGGUGAUUACUUCGGGCUUUCUUCGAUAAAAAUUAAUUAAUUACCGAAAAUACUGUAAAAUAUU